Diabrotica balteata is the source of this 4283-nucleotide messenger RNA. The record is from the annotation of a GenBank genome assembly. Lineage: Eukaryota; Metazoa; Arthropoda; Insecta; Coleoptera; Chrysomelidae.
AUGGUCAAUACUCGACGAAAGGAGUCGAACGGCUCUCCAGAAGGCCCGAAACAUCGGACUAGGGGUAGCCUUCGGCUCAGUAAACCGAAACAAGAGAGAAGUGGUACUUCAAGCUGUCACGAGAGCGAUAGUGAUGAAUCGGGCGGUAGAGAAUCAUCGUGUAAUGCCGAAGAAGAACCAAAAUCAUCUUUAAACCCACCGACCAAUUUACCUCCCAGACAAUUAAGGAGCAGAUUUUAUCCCCCGAGCAAAUAUAAAACCCGUCCAGUACGUAGUAGUCAUAAGAGAAUAUCCUUAGAUGAUAGAAGAACUUUAACGUUGUUUUCGCAUAAGAUGCACCGUGAUACCGAUGUUUAUGAAAGGGGCCACGAUUCUGAAGAAAGAAUAUAUGAUGUUAGGGGUAGCAGAACUAGGCAUCUAAUUCGAAUGAAUCGAAUGCAAAGACGUACAGCUUUGUCGCUUCGGCCAAUAAGACAAAAAUGUUAUGCUGAUUCACUUUCACCAUCACAUUUUAACUCUGACAGUGAAGGUAGGGUAAGAAAAAGUACCAGAAAACAAGCAGAUAACAUUUCUUGGCUAGACGAUAGUCAAAUGCAUAAAGUCGGUUAUCCGAACCUGCAUGCCGGCUACUCAGAGGAAGACAGUCGAUACGCUGCUGAUGCUCACAAUAAAAUUGAAAUUGCCGGUCGAAUCACAAGGCGAAACAAUGAUGUAAGACUUAGACACGAAAUCAAAACUCCAAAAUAUCUGUAUGAUUAUGGUGUACAAGAUGCUUCGAAAAGACGUAAGAGGAAUAUUGAAAAGGAUGUUGAAAUCAAAGAAGAAAUAGCCUCAACCAGGAGGACAUCGAACGACAAAGAAAACAAAAAAGCAGAAAAUGUUGAAAAUAGAUUCAUGGGCAGAUUAAGAAGAUCGAAAACUAUGAAUUAUGGCGAAGAUAAUGACACAGAGGAACCACACGAAGAAGAUAAAAAACCCCCGAUAAAAGAAGAACCAAACGUUAAUGGAAAUAUUACGGAGGAUGAAAAACCAGCUAAUGGUAAAACUGAACAAUCUUCGGAUAGUGAAGAGGGGGAUGGGGAGGAGGAAGAAGAAGAAGAAGAGAGGGAAACAAGCCAGAUAGAACCAGCCCCUAGACUUCGGACUACCAGAACUCGAUCCAGUAGAAAUAAUAAUUUAAUACUUAAUUCCAAUUAUCCUUCAAGAAGACGUAACGUAAGGCAAGUUAGAGCUUCACCAGUGGGCGCAAUAGAUACCAGUUCAGAAUCCGAAGAAGAAGGAAGAAAAUAUUUGCUAAGAGACAGAAGACCUAAACAGGCUCCCAAAGCAAGUAAGUUAAUCUGUGCAACAGUCAGUCCUGAGAACAAGAGACAUAAGAACUAGAGACAUAAGAACUAGAGACCUACGAACACGUGACAUGAGACCAAGAAUGUUUAGACCCAGAAUCCGGGAAGUAUCUUCCAGUUCUAGUGAUUCAUCUUCAUCAGAUGUUCGACGUGGUAAGCCACCUAAAAGUCCCCAUCAUUCCAAAACUGAACGAAUGAAAUCUGGGGCUGGAGGGAAUUAACAAGAUUGUUCCAAUUAAACCGGAAACAUUGGACAACAGCAUAAAGUUUAACAGCAUUGGCGGACUGGAUAACCAUAUACAAUGUUUAAAAGAAAUGAUACUUCUUCCCAUGAUGUACCCAGAAGUUUUUAAGCAGUUUAGCAUUCAACCACCAAGGGGUGUACUUUUCCAUGGGCCUCCAGGAACUGGUAAAACAUUAAUUGCUAGAGCUUUAGCUAAUGAAUGUAGUUUUGGAAAAAGGAAGGUGUCGUUCUUCCUCAGGAAAGGUGCAGAUUUAUUAAGUAAAUGGAUUGGAGAGUCGGAGAAGCAAUUACGACAGUUAUUUGAGCAGGCUGCCGAAAUGAAACCUUCCAUUAUAUUUUUUGAUGAGCUCGAUGGACUGGCUCCGGUAAGAUCGUCAAGGCAAGAUCAAGUCCAUGCGAGUAUAGUAUCAACUUUAUUAGCGUUAAUGGACGGAUUAGCAGAUCGAGGGGAAGUAAUAGUUAUAGGAGCAACGAAUAGAAUCGAUGCUAUCGAUCCGGCUCUUCGUCGACCUGGCAGAUUUGAUAGAGAAUUACUUUUUACACUGCCAUCCAAAACUGAAAGAGAAGAAAUACUAAAUGUGCAUACAUCUUCAUGGAAAAAUCCUCCAAGUAGACAACUUUUAGACUAUUUAUCGGAAAAUACUGUUGGUUAUUGUGGUUCAGAUUUAAGAGCUCUUUGUUCGGAGGCAGUCAUACAGAGUUUCAGACGAACGUAUCCGCAAGUUUAUAAUUCAGAACACAGGCUCAUGUUACAGCCAGAAAAUGUAAAGGUAGAAAAAGUGGACUUUAUUCGAGCAAAAUCCUUAUUGGUUCCUGCACAACAUAGAAUUACUCAAGGAUUAGGUAGAAAACUAUUCCCGAUAUUAGAACCUCUUUUACAAGAACCGAUAAAAAAAUGUUUAGAUUUGCUUCAACAAACGUUUCCUCACGGCUUGAGUACUUCAUUGGCAAAAGUUAAAUUAUCUCCCAACUUACGACCGGCACAAUUACUUAUUACUGGCGAUGGACCUGGCCAUGGCCCGACGUCCCACAUCGCUCCUGCCCUCCUAUAUAAAAUGGAACAUAUUCAUGCCUACAUGUUAAAUUUGGUAAUGCUGUACCAAGAAACCGGUAGAUCUUGUGAAGAGGCUUGUAUACAGGUAUUCAUAGAAGCGAGGAAAAAUGUACCCAGCAUAGUUUAUAUUCCCAAUAUAGAUACAUGGUGGUCACUUGUGUCUGAUACCGUACGAGCAAUAUUUAAUUCACAGCUAACAUCUUUGGAACCUAAUAUUCCUCUACUUUUUUUGGCUACAGCAGACAAUUCAUAUGAAUCAUUACCUGAAGAGGUUCAAAAACUGUUUUCAUAUUAUCGAAAGGAAGUGAUAGAAGUUGCAGCUCCUACUGCCGAUUUAAGAAGACUUUUCUAUAAACCUCUUAUAAUUGAAAGUAGUUUGAAGCCUGUAAAAAAUGCAAGGGAAUUACCGAAAACUCCGCCACCUCUUCCUAGGGCACCAACUCCGCCACCAUUACCACUUGACGAAAAACAAACCAAAAAAUUGUAUGAAGAGGAAGAACAUACUCUACGGGAACUUAGAAUAUUUCUAAGGGAUAUGUGUAAAAAAUUAGCGAAUAAUAGGUUAUUUUUUAUGUUCACCAAACCAGUAGAUACCGAAGAAGUACCUGAUUAUACCAACAUUAUUAAACAACCCAUGGAUUUAGAAACAAUGAUGACUAAAGUUGACUUUCAUCGCUACGAAUGCGCUAAGGAUUUUUUAACAGACAUCGAAUUAAUAUGUCAAAAUGCUUUAGAAUAUAAUCCUGCCAAAACAUCUGCAGAUAAACAAAUUAGGCAUAGAGCAUGUUCUCUUCGAGAUUAUGCAUAUACUUUAAUAAAAACUGAAAUGGAUACCGAUUUUGAGGAUCGAUGUCAAGAAAUAUCACAGAAACGACGUCAAAGAAAGCAUUGCCCCUUAAAGUACCUGCCUCCUUACAUUUAUACUCCAGAAUUAAUGGAUGAAGAUGUACAAAAUGAUCCAGAAGGAAAUGCACAACCAGAUUUGAAAGGUGACGGCAAAGUCGAUAGUAAAUCUAAUAGAAAAAGGAAAAAGUGUAGAUGGCAAAGAGGUGAAUUAGGGAAAAAUAAGAAGAGGAGAACGUUAGAUAAUUCGCAGAAUGGAGACAAAGCAGUAACAUCGGAUGAGUCUAAUGAUGAACCGGAAACCAAAACAGCCCAAUAUCAUCCUGCCAGAACUAGUGAUAAUGCCACUUCAGGAAUAAAAGACACUCCCACCGGAAGAACAUCUGGCAAUUCCACUGCCCCGCUCACUGUUAACUGUGAUAUGAAUAGUAGUAUGAAAGCAGACAUGUCUGGUCAUUUACAAUCCCCAAAAAGAAGACUGAGUGAUAUCUUAAGCCCUUCCGAACUAUUAGACAACCCAUUAGAUUUUGAUGAUGUAGAUGAAGCAUUGAAUGAAUCAGUAGGUGGCAGUACAUCUAAUAGCAAAUCGAUAGAAAUUUCCCAUUCGGAAUUAGAAAAAACUUUAGAGAUGGCAGUGAAAAUAACGGAAGGCUUAUCGUUAAUUUCUCUUCUGGACCUUUACAAUCAACUGAGUAGGGUAGUAAAAAAGUUUUCGAGGACGCCCAUAAGGACCACGUUACCAAAGGAGCUUCUAAGAGAACUUGCGAGGUUCAAAAAGGAAGGACUUACAGAAUAA